Hippocampus zosterae (dwarf seahorse) is the source of this 2361-nucleotide messenger RNA. Its product is annotated as cGMP-dependent protein kinase-like. Gene Ontology annotation, biological process: peptidyl-serine phosphorylation; signal transduction. The record is from RefSeq and is a predicted model, not a curated record. Lineage: Eukaryota; Metazoa; Chordata; Actinopteri; Syngnathiformes; Syngnathidae. Gene Ontology annotation, cellular component: cAMP-dependent protein kinase complex. Gene Ontology annotation, molecular function: ATP binding; cAMP-dependent protein kinase activity.
AUGGAGAAGCGGCAGGAGGAGCGGACGCUGAGCUCGCUGAGGGACCUGCGGCUGGAGGGGGAGCGGCAGGAGGAGACCAAGGACAAGCACGGCCGGGGCAUGCGCAAGAACCUGGCCAUCAAGGUGCAGGCCGAGGACCUGACCAUCUACGAGCGGUUCAAGAAAGUGGAGAAGAAGAACAACAAGGACAACGUGUCCUUCAUCAUUAAGUGCCUGAGCAAGCACCUGGUCUUCUGGUCCCUGAUGGACGACAUCCACACCAUCGAGUACCUCAUCCACCACCUCUUCUACUGCGAGGUCCCUGCCGGCGAAAACAUCAUCCAGCAGGGCGACAACGCCUCUUCCUUCUUCAUCCUCCAUAAGGGCCGCAUCGAGGUCCUCGUCAACGGCGUGCUCAAGAAGACCAUCAACUCCGGCGAGGGCUUCGGGGAGCUGGCCCUGCUGUACAACGCGAGCCGGAGCGCGACCUGCCGGGCGGCCGAGCCCUGCGAGCUGUGGGGCAUCGACCGGCCCACCUUCCGGCGGGUCCUGGAAGAGAUAAACACGCGGCUGUACACCGAGAACCGCAAGUUCAUCAACGACGUCAAGUUUUUCGCGGAGCUGUCUGCCAAGGACAAGGACGACAUCGCGAACAUCCUCAACCGCGAGCGCUACAAGAAGGGCGACACCAUCGUCACCGAGGGCGAGCCCGCCUCCUCCCUCUACAUCAUCAAGUCCGGCGAGGUCCGCGUCAUGAACAAGCACAUCGAGGUGACCCGCCUCCGCGAAGGUGAGUACUUCGGCGAGAACGGGCUCAUGGCCGACGACCAGACCCGCAGCAUGACGAUCGUCGCAGAGAAGGAGACUGUCCUCCUCAGCGUCGGCCGGGACAGCUUCAACAAGGUGCUCGGCAGCAACCUCCACGUCAUCGUCUUCCGCAGCAAGAUCCGCGGUAUCCUCUCGCGCUCGGUUUUCUUCAGCAAGCUGAGCAAGCUGCACCACGAGAAGCUGAUCGACGAGCUGGAGGUCAAGCGCAUCGAGUCCGGGGAGGCUAUCUGCACGCCCGGCAUGCCCUGCCGCAGCAAGAUCUUCUUCGUGCUGGACGGGGAGGUCACCCUCGACGGUAAAAAGGUCGACCACCGCAACGUCUUCUUCGGCGAGGAGUGUCUGGACCCCGCCAAGGCGGAAAGCGCCUAUCCGUUCACCGUAACGGCCGUCAAGCGCAGCUCGUACGCGGCGAUCGACUUCGAGGCGCUGAACAAGGCGGUGGGAGGCAGCUUCCAGGAGGCGGUGCAGCGGGUGAUGAAGGCGGGCGAGCACAGCCAGAACUACUCGCACGAGCUGGCCCGCAAGCGCCAGCAGAUGGCCGAGCUGCCGCUGACCGACUUCGUGGCCCUGAAGAAGCUGGGGUACGGGCAGUUCGGGUCGGUGUACCUGGUGGCGAGCAAGACUCGGAAGGAGGUGUUCGCGCUGAAGUGCAUUUCAAAGGCGCAGAUCGUGGAGAGCAAGCUGGAGAAGCACCUGGCCAACGAGAAGCACGUGCUGUCGCUGGUGGGCCACCCCCUCAUGCUCGAGUACAUCCGCUCCUACAAGGACGAGUUCCACAUCUACUUCCUCAUGGAGUACAUCCGCGGCAUGGAGCUGUUCGACGUCAUCCGCGAGAUCGGGCUGCUCCAGGCCUCAGAGGCGCAGUUCUACGUGGCCUCCAUGAUCCUGUGCAUCGAGUACCUGCACGGCCAGCAGAUCAUCUACCGCGACCUCAAGCCCGAAAACGCCAUGGUCGACCAGCGCGGCUCUUUCCGACUGAUCGACAUGGGCACCUGCAAGAUAAUGCGGCCGGCGCCCUACAACAAGACCUACACGAUAAUCGGCACGCCGCACUACAUGGCGCCCGAGGUGCUGGCGGCGAAGGGGUACUCGCUGGCAGUGGACCUGUGGUCGAUCGGGGUGUGCCUGUACGAGUUCAUCGGGGGCUACCUGCCCUUCGGGGACGACGCCCAGGACCCCUACGAGAUCUACGAGGAGAUCAUCAAGAACACCAUCUCCUACCCCAAGUACGUCAACGACAAGAAGGCCAAGCUGCUCAUCGAGCAGCUGCUCUCCAAGGUGCCCGAGGCCCGUCUCGGCGGCUCCUUCCCCGCCCUCAAGGCCCACUCCUGGUUCGCCAGCUUCGACUGGUGCCGUGCUCACCAGGACUACCUGCUUUCGGGCAAGCUGAAGCCGCCCUUCGUGGCCAGCGAGAGCAAGAUGCUCAACGUGGAGGCGAUGCUGGCGGGGGCGAGCGGGGCGCGCUCCAUCCUGGAGGAGAUCCGCGCGGAGAGCGCGCUCAAGAAGCCGGGCUUCAGAAAGGACCUGGACCCUGCCUGGGACAAGGAUUAUUGA